Acanthopagrus latus (yellowfin seabream) is the source of this 2746-nucleotide messenger RNA. RefSeq names its product ankyrin repeat domain 33Aa (gene ankrd33aa). The transcript has 5 exons. Bases 188 to 1531 code for a protein of 447 amino acids. Gene Ontology annotation, molecular function: protein binding. NCBI's taxonomy places the organism in Eukaryota, Metazoa, Chordata, Actinopteri, Spariformes, Sparidae. The record is from RefSeq and is a predicted model, not a curated record.
CUACCCUGACACACAGGAAACCACACUCAUAUGAAUAAUUGAUCCUGAGAGGGGGAGGAAUGCUUCUGCCUGCGCUGGGACAGGAGCCUCUUCACUCCUUAUCCUUCUUUCACCUCCUCCAAUCCAGACACAGAUAUGGUUAGUGGGCAGCAGACCUGACACUCAGCUGUGAUCCCAGGGGGGUCCAAUGGCCACUGCAAACUAUGACCCCCACCUGGGCGCAGGCCCAUCCGAGGACUCGGAGAUCCUCCUGGAUGAUUCUGACUCGGGGAGCGUGCUUUCUGAUGAUUCUGUGCUCCCCGAAUACGAAGGGGAUGAAAAGAACACGGAGCCAGCUAAAACACUGUAUGAGGCCUGCGCUAAGAAUGACCCAACAUCCCUGCGCAGGAUCCUGGAGAGAGGAGUCACGAAAGAAGAGGCCAUGGAGCUGGACAUCAAUGGCAGGAAUGGGCUGAUGCUGGCUGUGGCCAAGGGUUUCAUAGACAUCGUCACCCUGCUCCACACGUGUCCAUUAAUAGAUAUCAACCACCAAGACAACGAUGGAAACACUGCCCUCAUGAUUGCUGCCCAGGCAGGCUUCGUCAGCAUUCUAAACUAUAUCAUUAACUUCUACUCUGGUGUGGACACUGAGAUCAGGGAUCCGCGGGGCUUCACGGCCCUCCUCAAGGCAGGCCUGCAGGGCCGAGAAGAGUGUGUUUCCGCCCUGAUAAUGCAUGGCGCUGAUACAAAUGCAACGGACAUGGUCCAAGGCAGAGGUCUUAAGGACUGGAUCAUUAGGACAGGAGGGUUUGAGACUAUCAAAAGAAUACGCCGCCUGGAGGCUCAUCCUGUUGCUGAGCAGUUCUGUUUAAGCUACAUCCCAGAGUGGCCAGAGCUGAAGCAACUGGUAGCUAAGUCCACAGCCAGCAAAACAGCCAGUCAGAAGCUGAGGCAGCGCUUAAAAGACAGCCUUUCUUUCAGCUUCCCUCAGGACCCCCAAGACGAUGGAGUCUUGGACCAUAUGGUACGGAUGACCACAGGCAUCCAAAGCCCCCUAAUAGCCACCGCUUGCCAUCCACUCUGUCCCAACAGCCCACCAGAGAUGGGUAAGCGACGGUUUGCCAUCCCUGAACUGCUUGAAAAGCAUAGCAGCAAGGAGCUGGAAGAGAGCACAGUAUCCCACAGUAAGGGCUCUGUCAUAUCAGCUUCUCCAUCCACUGUGUCAGCCCCCUCUGUAUCUCUGACCUCCUGCUGCCAGGAGUCAGAGCGCAGGGAGAGCAUGCCAGGCGGCGUGAGGAGUUUCAUUCCCCGCGGCAUGGCACAUAGAAACAGCAUCUUCCCCUCAGGCUGUAUUCCUAAGAUUGAAGUGACAAAAUCUGGUGAGCCCACUCCAAAGAAAGAGAAAAAGAAGAAAAGGCAGAGGGGCUACCUGGAGCCUCCUGUGUGGAAGUACAAGGAGGCCAAGGAGGAGAAAAAGAGGGAGAAGAAGCUGCAGCAGGAAAAGGAAAAAGAGCUGCAGGAAAAACGUAAACGGUCAUCAAGCCAAAAAUGAAGCAUCAUUCUCAUCUCCUCAGAGAACUUCACUGUGAUAGGGUCACGCAUGAGGGUACAGCAUGCGAUUACAGUGGCUCUGAGGCCAGUUUUCAUAGAAGAAAGAGGAUUCUCAAAUCAAGUUAGCGUAUGAAAAAUGGACCGUUAAAAUGAUUUGAACUUUGGCCUGUGAUGAACCUGAGAAAACUGGAGUGACUUCACUAGAUAUGACAUAUUUUUUAACAUCUUUGGAAAGCUUAAAAUCAUCUCCACCAAAUGUUUUUGGGUUUUGGAGAUAGGCAGCAACACAGCACGGAUGUUUCUUAUCGCAAUUUCUACCUGACUGAUUGGCUGGUCAACAUUUAACGGGGAUGCAAGUGUUUUUGAAGGACUUCAUUUCAUUUUGAAAAAAAACAGGCGGUAUGUAUUGUGAACAAAUCCCAUGUAGCGUGUCAUCAUGGUAUUCAACAGCAAGACAACCAAAGCAAUAGCAAAGUUUUGUCAGCACCUAACUACUGUAAGAUUCAUUAACCUUUUAUCAUUUCAUCUCUGCAAUGGAAGUAAUAGCAGCCAAUCAAAGCACCCGACUGUCACCCGACAGUAGCAGGAUUAUGUGGAUAUUAACUCUCCCUCUUGCCCCACCAUCAUUCAGACUCACUUGAGGAAAACAACAAAAUAUCUGAUUUACUUUAAAGAUGAUCAACAAGAUUGAUACAAAAGUCAAAAGUGCUGUCAUCAGUUCAGAGUUGAACCUGAGAAUACAAGCUGGGCUUAAUUUAAUUCUUCUCCUACAAAGGUUAUCUAAUCUUCACUAUAUGCAACAUGUAGCAUCUACCAGAUCUUUAUUGUGUCUUUUCGACAAGAUUUGAAAACCACAAACUGUUUUGUUGACAUGUGAAUGAUGAUAGGAGUGACAAUAUAAAAAAAAAGGAACUGAGCCAUAUCUGCUACAGUUUUUCAUGAGAAAAACUGCUCACUGGUUUAUAACUCUUCUGUUUGCUGGUGCUUAAUGCAUCAUUUCUGAGUAACCUAUGCACAGCAAAGAAGCUAUCUGGACAUAACGUCACUCAGGAAGUUUUCUGAUAUUACUAUGUUAGGCAUUAUACUUAAAGCCUUUCUCGAGACAAGAAAUCUCUUUUGUCCAACUUGCAUUGGAAUCAAAAUAUUCUUGUAGCUCAAGUUGGUUAUUACUAAAUUACUACAUAUGUUAUACAGCUAUAACAUCAAUACACAUUGU